Molecule: messenger RNA, 3359 nt
Organism: Oncorhynchus keta (chum salmon)
Lineage: Eukaryota; Metazoa; Chordata; Actinopteri; Salmoniformes; Salmonidae
Gene: add3a
Product: adducin 3 (gamma) a
Exons: 16
Coding region: 380-2464 (694 amino acids)
Biological process (GO): barbed-end actin filament capping
Cellular component (GO): cytoskeleton; postsynaptic density; plasma membrane
Molecular function (GO): actin filament binding
Source: RefSeq, a predicted model, not a curated record
GUCUUUCUCCUCCGCUGCGGUCAAAGCAGCGAGAGAGUGGAGUGUGUGUGGCAGUUGAAUCUGGGACUAGCAGCAACUCUGUUGUCUUCAGGCAGUUCAUUUUUUGGUUUGGUCCAGGACCAACAUAUAGGAUCAACUGGAGAAGGGAGACGAAGAAGCAGUGAACGGACUGUUUUUUUUCUCUCCUUCUCGCUCUCGCUCUUUUAUUUAAAAUCAGCGUCCCGGUGGAUCUACUCUGGGAUUUCUAAACGAGGCGAGGAAGUAGACAUGCGUUUUGACUGGCGUUUCUAUUCCAGGUUCUGUCAGAUUCACUGACUGAGUACAAGGGGACACAAUAAGUGAGAAGCUGAGCUCGAUCAGAGGAGCGUAGGAAGCAGGCAUGAGUGCAGGAGGCCAUCACACCGUGGUGACCACCCCUCCCACGCCCAGCGGUGGAGGACCCGGUGGUCCAAAGGAAAGAUACUUUGACCGCAUCGACCCCAACGACCCCGAGUACCUGAGAGAGAGGAACAUGUCACCUGACCUCAGACAGGACUUCAAUAUGAUGGAACAGAAGAAGAGAGUCACACAGAUACUACAGAGUCCUGCCUUUAAGGAUGAGUUGGAGGGGCUGAUUGAGGAGCAGAAGAAGAAAGGCAACAACCCCACUGGUCUCCUGGCCCUGCGACAGAUCGCUGACUUCUUCAUGUCUUCAUCCGUGGCUGGCUUCAGCACCUCACCCCUAAGCCUUGGAAUGGUCACUCCCAUCAACGACAUGUAUGGAGUGGAGUCUACCACUCUGGUGAAGGGGGAGAAGCAGACACGCUGCAAGCUGGCCAGCCUCUACAGACUGGUGGACCUGUUCAGCUGGGCACACUUUGCCAGCUCCUACAUCACAGUCCGAGUCAGCAAAGAGCAGGACCACAUCCUCAUCAUCCCCAGAGGACUGUCAUUCGCUGAGGCGUCCGCAUCCAACCUGGUAAAGCUGAACAUCAUCGGGGAUGUGAUUGACCAGGGCUCCACCAACCUCAGGGUUGACCCGUCAGGCUUCAGCCCCCACGCUGCCAUCUACUCCAUCAGGCCAGACGCUCGCUGCUGCGUCCACGUGCACACUCCUGCCACCGCCGCCGUGUCGUCUAUGAAGUGUGGCAUCCUGCCCAUCUCUCAGGAGGCCUUGAUCCUGGGUGACAUCGCAUACUACAACUACCAGGGUAGCCUUGACGACCAGGAGGAACGCCUGGCGCUGCAGAAGGCCCUCGGACCCUCAGCCAAGGUGCUGGUGCUGAGGAACCAUGGAGUGGUGGCUCUGGGGGAAACCAUCGAAGAGGCAUUUCAUUACAUCUACAACGCUCAGUAUGCCUGUGAGAUCCAGGUGAAUGCGGUCUCGUGUGCUGGCAGCGUAGACAACCUGAUUGUGUUAGAUGCUGAGAAGUAUAAGUCUCGGACCCAUGCGGUGGCCGAUGCAGGGUCUGUCAACAUGGGAAGCCCACACAAGUGGAAGGUGGGAGAGCUGGAGUUUGAAUCUCUCAUGAGGAUGCUGGAUAACCUGGGCUACCGGACUGGCUACGCUUACCGCCACCCCAUCGUUCGGGAGAAGCCUCGGCACAAGUCCGACGUGGAGAUCCCGGCCACGGUGACGGCGUUCAUGUUCGAGGAGGAGGAGGGCGCCGCGCGGCUGCCGUUUAAGUUCCUCCAGCAGAGACAGGCCAGGGAGAAGACACGCUGGCUCAACAGCCCCAACAGUUAUAUGAAGGUUAACGUGGCGGCCGUGGACGAACGCACCAGGACCAUGUGGAUGAAGUCUGAGGAAGGUGGCAACAGCAGCGGCACUCCAAUCCGGAUCGAAGACCCCAAUCAGUUUGUCCCUAUGAACACCAACCCUAGCGAGGUGCUGGAGAGGAGAAACCGAAUCAGAGAGCAGAACAGAUUCGACAUGAUGACGUCCGGACCUCGCUCUCACCACCUGGCAGGCAUCCCAUUGGACGAACCUCGAAUGGAUCAGCCGGUCCGCGUGAAGCCCUAUGUGGCAUCAGAGGAUGACCAGAUGGUUCCUCUACCUCCUAACCCCUUCAGUCAGCUGUCUGAGAAAGAGAUGGACGAAUACACGAUGAACGUAGAGAAGAGACAGCUGGGGCUGAGUGAUGACGAGCACGACCUAACCUCCAACGACGCUUCCACUCUCUCUCAGUCUCUGUCCCAAACUCAGUCCCCGCAAAUAACUCCAGCUAAAGAAGAGAACCACACGAUGCAGAACGGCAAGGAUGGCGGCGACCAUGAGGUGAACGACGAGCUGAGCAAAAGGGUCAGUCAGCUGACCACCAGCGUGGAGAGCAUUGAGGUCAAGGUCCGCACCGGCGAGAAGAUCGAAGACUCCGCCCUCUCCCCCGAGAGCUCGCCCUCCAAGUCCCCCAACAAGAAGAAGAAGAAGUUCCGCACUCCCUCCUUCCUCAAGAAGAACAAAAAAAAAGAGAAAAUGGAGGCCUAGAGAAAGAGAGAUGGAGGGAGUGAUAUUAAAGCCUAUAUACAGUUUAAGAAGAAAGAGGGGACCCCUCUUAUUUUUAUUUUUUUGUCUGUUUUCAUUUUAGUUUUGUUUUUGUCAGUGUCCUCUUGUCAUUUUUUUUUUUUAAUAUUUUAUUUUGAUUGUAUUUUUUAACAAAUUGUUCUUUUAAGUUAACAUUUUUUAGACUUGCGCGAAAAGUGAUGAAUUGAGUUGAGGAUUGUCUUCCUCUGCCUAGAAGUGAAGGCUCAUUGAUUUGGGAAGGACUAUGUACUGCCAUUGGCUGAUUAUGUUAUUUCUUCUCUGCCAUUGGCUAAUUGUUGAUUAUGGAAUUAGAAUCAGCCAAUCGUAUUCCUUGCUUCAUAACCUCCAGCCGACACUGGCGGGUCUAGAUAUGCAUCAGUGGUAUUAUUAAACUGCACAAUAUGGCGACUAGCUAGCAUACGGAAACGCUUUCCGCCCUUAUGGUAACCAUAACAACCACCAUGUUCUUUUCGCUUAGAUUUUCUCCUCAUAUGAGGUCUGCUUCUUCAAUACAUAGAGGACUGAAAUCAGAGAGGCCACAAAGAAAUAGUCAGACUGAAAAACUGGUUUUGAGAUCUUUCUUUCACUCUUGCUUCUUGUUUUCGCUUUCUCUCUCUGCCUCUCGCUUCGUUUUUCUCUUUCAUCCUUCUUUUUAUUGCUCCUCUUCCUCUCUCACCUUCUGUUAAAAGUGAAUCUAUCUUUACAUUACCUAGCUCUCUUCUAGUCGACCUCCGACCUUCAUCUGUUGUUCACCACUGAUUCACUAUAAACUCACCAUUUUUUUUAUUGUCCUCUCCUUUUAAUUAAUUUCAUUUUUAUUUUGCCAAACUAAAAGGAAUAAAAAAACAAUCACGUUUUA